UUGGGGCAUAUUAACUUUGAGAACUCUCUAAAUGUUAUUACACAAGACAAUCAUCAUGAUGAUAUCGUUUAAGUGUAUAAUAUCUUUCAUAUUUACAGAAUUUCCUUCUCUUUGUUUUUUGUCUAAAUUUAGAAUUGUUUGGUCAUUGACAGUGAAACUACUUGCUCAGUUUUAAUACUGACUAUAAAACGAUUAAUGAAUGAAACAAAAGUAUAUUUCGGUAAACGGGAAUGGAAACACAAGACAGGGACCGUUUGAGAAAGUACAGAAUUGACAUUAUCAAUAAUCUUGAAGCUGGCGAUAUUUUAGACUACCUUCAUGAAGAUGAAAUACUGACGAAUACGGAUUGUGAACUAAUUUUUAGUGGUAAAACGAGAAAAGAACGCUCAAGAUUACUGAUCGAUACAAUUACAAGACGUGGUCCAAAAGCUUACAGCUCUUUUACACGUGCUCUAAACCUAUCAAAGUAUGAGUAUAUUUGUGCGAAAAUCACCUGUGGCCAAUGCAAGUGUACUAAAAUAUAUCCGAGGCAAACAUUCUCAAAAGAAAUUAAGAACUCGCCCAAUAGUUCAGAAUCUAUGCAUGAGAUUAGAACCUUGAUUUUGGAAAAUGUUGAACCAAUUGAUAUUUUAGAUAUUCUGUAUCAGGAGCAUGUUCUCUCUGAGCACGAGUACGAACUUGUCCAAGAAUGUAAAACAAGAAAGUCUAGAUGUUCCAAAUUGUUAUACCUGCUUUCGCUAUGCCAUCAAGAUAUACUCAUUCCAGUGUUGAAGGAGGCAUUUAAAUCCAAAUAUGAUUUUAUUAACACGACCAUCAACCAAACAGUAGAAGAGGGUAAAUUUAAAACCAAUGAAUUGCAUUUCGAAAGUGCAGAUAUUUGCAAACAUACAUGUAUUACAUGCCAUGAUUGUGAUACGAAAUAUAUGAGAGAUCUUUCUUGCAAAAAGUGUGUAGGGCGAAUAUCAUAUGCUGACUGCAACUGUUUCACGGCGGAUGCAUCCUUCAAAACUUCAGCAUUAGAUAAAAGACAUAACCGUCAGUUAGUGUCAAAUCAUUCGAAAUGUUCGACUACGCAAAUUUGCCGACCAAGGCAUUCACGAAACCGACAGAGACCGUACAAAAAGUCUUCAUCGCUUUUACCGUUACUAUUAUCAGACACAGAUUCCACAUCUAGUGUCAUGACAAAUAUAAGAUCGUGUUUUCCGUCGAAUUGGAAGGAGAAUUCGAAAUCGAGAAAACUUUUCAUUUUAAAAAACUUGUCAACACGGCCCCCUUUAGAACAACACCAACAUUUACUCGUGGCUUUCAACUAUUUGAGUACAUUAAUAAACGAGGGCAAAUUUGAUAUUUUUCAGUGUUAUUGCGAUGAGUUAAAGCAGAAAUAUACCGACGACUAUGAUCUUAACUGUUUGAUCCUGUAUUUACAGGCAAGUAGAGAGCUUUUUAAAGCAGAUUCUGAUAAGGCAAAGAAACUGAUAAGUAACGCACUCGAAAUCGUUCCAAAGACUUCUAAUCCUCAGUACUUCACAACAGGAUUGUUAUCUGCAAAAUCUAGAAUGUUUUUAAGUAAGAGACAGUUUGAAAAAUUUCAAACAACGAUUGAUGAUGCUAAAAUGAUCGUUGAGUCAGAACCUUUGAGCUACACUGGUCAUGCAGCUGGCUGGUUGUAUCUAAAUGAUGCUAGAUAUUCUGCAAUUCAAAUUGGGUGUAUCAAUUUCCAACAGAGAAAUUCGUCUAGGGCAUGUAAACUGUUACAUAUCAAGGCCAAAAACAGUUUUAAGAAAUCGAUAUGUCAUUUUCAGAGAGAUGUCGGAAAGGACGGUCCUUUUGGCUUUGGAUAUGCAUUAUGUCGUUUGAUAAUUUUGCUUCUUCGAUGUGGUGAUAAUGGGCGAAUGAUGAAUAUAUUACACCCUUCAAGUGUUGAUAUCAAUACCGCAGCGAAGUAUCUGAAUCUUUUGGAAGAUUGUAUAAAAGAUAUGCCAAAAAUGUUGAAAAUGCAUUUACAUUUAGCAAAGAGUGAUUAUUAUUUUAGAAUUAAAAUGCCACAAUUAGCACUGCAGUAUGCAACAUCUGCUCACAAACUCAGCAAAGAUUUACAAAUGUUAGAAUUUUCUGAACAUGCAAACAACCGAAUUAUUGAAUUGAAUGUUAUCCACCGCUUGCCUUGAUCCGAAACAAAAAAAAUGAAUAUCGAGAAGUAUUGUGCAACUUUGUAUUCAAGCAUUGUUUACAUUAAAUUUUACGAACAUGGGUAGUUAUAUCAAAUAAACGCUUCCGAAAUGUCUGUACUGAAUCAAAUAAAGUUGUUUUCUGUUA
Molecule: messenger RNA, 2316 nt
Organism: Mytilus trossulus (common blue mussel)
Lineage: Eukaryota; Metazoa; Mollusca; Bivalvia; Mytilida; Mytilidae
Exons: 2
Coding region: 231-2168 (645 amino acids)
Biological process (GO): regulation of apoptotic process
Molecular function (GO): death domain binding; protease binding
Source: RefSeq, a predicted model, not a curated record